Molecule: messenger RNA, 2317 nt
Organism: Hippocampus comes (tiger tail seahorse)
Lineage: Eukaryota; Metazoa; Chordata; Actinopteri; Syngnathiformes; Syngnathidae
Gene: gba1
Product: glucosylceramidase beta 1
Exons: 11
Coding region: 226-1803 (525 amino acids)
Biological process (GO): glucosylceramide catabolic process
Molecular function (GO): glucosylceramidase activity
Source: RefSeq, a predicted model, not a curated record
GCGAGUAUCACGUGAUUACUUCCUCAAAACAAACCGUAAACUUACCAGCAAAGGAAUGACAGACUGUGCAAAGUUCAAACCAUUUCAAUGCAACGAAGCUUGUCGAGAGUUCACUUUAAUGGCGCAGUAAUGAAUUUGCGGUCGUAUUGACUCAUAUACUCGUGGCUGAGUUUAAUUUCGUGCCUCGUGAUAUCCGACGACAGGUAGAAAGUGUCCCUCUACAAAAUGUUGCUGUCAUUGCAUUGCGCUUUUUCGCUAGCAGCCAUUUUCCAAACAACAACAACGACCACCACAGAACGCAGCAAGUGUGCCGCCAGAAGCUUCGGCCAUGACUCAGUGGUGUGUGAGUGUAACACUACGUACUGCGACACCUUGGGCACCGGUUCUCUUCCCCCGCUGGGUCACUACAUCUCCUACCUGAGCACCAUGGCCGGAAGCCGGCUAGAGGACGCCCAAGGCCCAGUCAGACCCAACAGAACCGGUGCUGGCCUGAGACUAACUCUCCUUCCAAACAAGAAGUACCAGAAGAUGAGAGGAUUUGGUGGAGCGAUGACAGACGCAGCAGCACUGAACAUCCUGUCGCUUUCAGCUGGAGCACAAGACCAACUGCUGAAACAAUACUUCUCUAAAGAAGGUAUAGGUUAUACUGUGGUGCGUGUGCCCAUGGCCAGCUGUGACUUCUCCACACGUCUGUACACGUAUGCUGACACGCGGGACGACUACAGCCUUCACAAUUUCACUCUGGCCCCUGAAGAUGUACACAUGAAGAUCCCUCUGCUGCAGAGAGCCCAGGCCAUGGCUCCGCAACCUUUGUCUCUGCUGGGCAGUGCCUGGAGCGCCCCCGCCUGGAUGAAGACAAACGGAGCUCUCAUAGGAAAAGGGUCCUUGAAGGGAAAACCCGGUGGAAAGGAGCACAAAAGCUGGGCUCAAUACUAUAUACGAUUCCUUGAGGAAUAUGCCAAGUAUAAUUUGACGUUUUGGGCUGUGACCACAGGGAAUGAACCUACAGCAGGACAGAUAACAAACUACAGUUUCCAGGCGCUGGGCUUCACCCCCGAAGAGCAGAGGGACUGGGUGGCCUUAGACCUGGGCCCUGCACUCCACGCUUCGGCUUUUCCGCACACUCACAUCCUCCUGCUGGACGACAACCGUCUUCUGCUGCCUUACUGGGCCAAAGUGGUGCUAAGUGACAUCCACGCAGGUCGAUACAUCCACGGGGUGGCGGUGCACUGGUACAUGGACGGCCUGUUCCCCGCCGGGCCCACCCUGGGAUCCACCCACCAACUUUACCCGGAGUAUUACCUGUUUGGCACUGAGGCCUGCGCAGGCUGGAAGCCGCCAGACCGGGGGGUGAAACUGGGCAGCUGGCAGAGGGCCGAACAAUACGCGCAUGAUAUCAUAGAGGAUUUAAAUCAUUACAUGACGGGCUGGACUGACUGGAAUCUGGCUCUGGAUCAGACUGGCGGGCCCAACUGGGUAAAGAACUUCGUGGACAGCCCCAUCAUAGUUGACGCUAAGCAUGACGUUUUCUACAAGCAGCCAACCUUCUACGCAUUGGCCCACUUUAGUAAGUUCCUGUGUGAGGGCUCUCAGCGAGUUGGUGUGUCCGCCAGUGGGGAAACAAACCUGAAAUUCUCAGCCUUCAUCCGACCAGAUGGCGUAGCGGUGCUCAUCAUCCUCAACAGGUCAUCAUCGGCCAUCCAGUUUGAGGUGUGGGACCCAUUGGUGGGCUACAUCCCCUCCACAGCACCGCCUCAUUCCUUACUCACGCUUGCUUGGUACACAUCGGGAUUCAAUAUGUAAUAUGUUUUUACUGUUCGCAUGCAGGUGAGCCUUAGGACUUUUUUUUUUUUUAAACUACUAUAAAACUUUUGUUCUCUCACAUUUCCUACAGAAGUUAUGUAUAUUAGAGGCACACUGAAGGACCCCAAAAUAGCUACGACAAGAAUAAACUCGGAAGUGUGCCAAGGAUCAAGGCAAAAUGAUUCAUGAUAAAAACAUUUGAUCGUUGAAAUGAGAUCUUACCGUCUUCAAAGAAAAAAAACUUGACAUUUUAUAAGUAAAUAUUAUGUGAGAAUAAAUUUGUAAAAGUGCAAGAAAAAAGUUGCAAUACUGGAAGGGAAAGAAAGAGCAGGGAUUAUGAGAAUGUGUUUACUACUGUAUUCAUUUUAUAGAAAUCUCACGUUUAAAUGAGAAUGUUUUAAUAUUUCCAAAAAAAGUCAAAAUAUGAAGAAUUGUCAUUUUGCAAUAGUUAAAGUAAAAUUUUUACUUGAACUAUUUUCAGUCUUUUUAGCGUGACCUAUUAAUCCACAAAAAA